AGUUGCAGCUAUUUGCUCGUUGACAUAUUGAGAAACUCCAGACCCAGUUCGUGGUGUGAUAUUUCUCGACAUUUCUAGCCCUGUCAUCCAGAUCCAGAUAUUACUCUUCGUUAUUUCGAUACCUAUAGCUGACUUGAAACUCUAGUAUUGUUGCAGUGAUAUGGCAAGCCGCAGACAUGCUCUUCUGACAUGCGUUAGAUUCCUUUCCCGGCCGCAGCAUCGUGGCCUCGCGGAUGCUGCACCUAAACCUACUUCUCUCUUGGCCAGUUUGGAUACCAAAAUAGAGCUUGCACUCCCGGGAAAACUCAAAACAUUGUGGAACCAUCCUGCAGGACUGAAAUCGAUUCACUUCUGGGCUCCUUGUUUUAAAUGGUGCCUUGUAUUUGCCGGCAUGGCUGAUUACACACGUCCUGCAGAAACGUUGAGUGUUCGGCAGUCUGGUGCUCUGGCAGCCACAGGUGUGAUAUGGGCAAGGUACUCGUUGGUGAUCAUUCCUAGAAAUGUAAACCUGUUCUGCUGUAACGCUUUUCUCGGACUGACUGGAAUCAUGCAACUAAUUAGGAUUUAUCUACAUACAAAGAAACAGGAAAAAUUGGCAGCGGAAGAGGCCGCCGGAGCUUCAGAAUCCCCAGCAGCACCGGCUGUAACCCAAGCGUGAAGACAAACCAAGAACACUCCUCACCCUUUCUUCCACACUCUGAGCACCCUGAGGCCCCAGCCACACCAACGAGACCGACGGUAGACCGACAGAAGACCGGCAGAAGACCGACAAAAGAUCGAAGACUGACCAUAUUACCUUGUAGGUGAAGGUCUAGAGAAGGUUUGCUGGUGUGACGCGAGUUUCAAAUGAUAGCCAAGCUGAAUUUGUGGUGAUAUUAUAGCUCCAGUUGGAGAAACCAAUGCUUGUAUCGUACUAUUAUAUUUUGUAUGAGUCAAUACACCAGCUGCAGUUGCCCCUUCUCGUUAUAUGUCCUCCAAAUUGCCUCCCCUUCCCCUUCUCCUACAAUGCAACUCAAUGCAAUAAGAUUUAUCUUUGACUUUUGACCUUUUUAAAGAAUUAUCAGGUUGGUCAAUACAGAGUUUAGUUUGGAUGUCUGUCUGUCUUGCUCAUGCCAAAUAUGAUACAUGUAGUAAAUAAGCCUACUCUUAGAAUAUAUCCAUGAGAUCCAUUUAAUAUAACACAACUAGCUCACCCUCCCCCCAAUAACAUUAAUUGUCGUGCACUGAUACCUUGUGUACACUUUUUCCUGUAUGAAGUGAAUACCAAUACAUGUAUAUACAUUCUAAACCAGAAACUGUUGCCAGAUUUGAUAAAGAUUCUGUUCAUAGUGAAAAUCACUUUAGAUUACUAACAUUCAUGGUUUUGAUUUCAUUGUCCAAGCACAAAAUAUAUUCACAGAAACUAUAUCGCAGCAGAAAACCGUUGGAAUCAGGACCACUCGCAAAAUAUAUUAACAAAUUCUAACAAUUGAGAAUUUGUGGUUUAAACAUGUUGUAUUUUCCAUAUAUGUAAAUGUAUAUGAAUGUUGGAAGGAAAGCAGGGUAAUAUUGUACUUUAUUGUAAGUCUAUUUUGUAGUAUACUGGGGAUUCUGGUUUUGGAUUUGUAUGUAGAACUUUUAAUGUCUCUAUUGAUUUGGUUAAAGGGAUGGUUGAGUUCUGUUGCAGAGGGCAUUACACAA
Messenger RNA from Strongylocentrotus purpuratus (purple sea urchin), 1680 nucleotides. Its product is annotated as mitochondrial pyruvate carrier 2. Gene Ontology annotation, biological process: pyruvate import into mitochondria. The record is from RefSeq and is a predicted model, not a curated record. The coding region runs from base 161 to 658 and encodes 165 amino acids. Lineage: Eukaryota; Metazoa; Echinodermata; Echinoidea; Camarodonta; Strongylocentrotidae. Gene Ontology annotation, cellular component: mitochondrial inner membrane. The transcript has 6 exons. Gene Ontology annotation, molecular function: pyruvate transmembrane transporter activity.